This is a messenger RNA of Hippoglossus stenolepis (Pacific halibut), 5243 nucleotides long. RefSeq lists its product as uncharacterized. Gene Ontology annotation, molecular function: GTPase activator activity. Gene Ontology annotation, biological process: endoplasmic reticulum to Golgi vesicle-mediated transport; positive regulation of GTPase activity. The transcript has 10 exons. The record is from RefSeq and is a predicted model, not a curated record. Gene Ontology annotation, cellular component: endoplasmic reticulum membrane. Bases 161 to 1405 code for a protein of 414 amino acids. NCBI's taxonomy places the organism in Eukaryota, Metazoa, Chordata, Actinopteri, Pleuronectiformes, Pleuronectidae.
CGCGCCGGGCUGAUGACACUUCCAGCUGCUUCCUGUAUCAGGCAGCUGGGCUCAGUCUGGUGUGUUCAUGGUGUUUGUAUCUGUUAAAUAACACAGUUUUCACUCUUCGUCCAUGACGCGACACGAACUUUCUUCUCCGGUCGUCAGUUUUUAAAAAGGGAUGAAAAGGCUCAAGAGGAAGAAACAAGACGCGGGGUUUGCGGUGAAUGGGAAUGGAUCUGCCUCGAGAGAAGCAGAUUGUGGGAGGAAGCAGAAGUUGGUUGAGAUCCAUCAGGCUUUGAUCAGUGAUCCAGUCGACAUUGAGACCCUGAGGAGAACAGCAGGCAGUAAAGGUGGACUCCUCACUGAUGAGCUCAGGAGGAAGGUUUGGCCCAAACUACUGAACAUCAAUGUCUAUGAUCUACCACACAAACCUGGUCGAGAUGUGAGGGAAAACCACAAAGACUACAACCAGGUGCUCCUGGAUGUCAGGAGAUCCAUGAAGCGGUUCCCUAAAGGAAUGCCGGCCGCAGAGAGAGCCGUGCUUCAGGAGCAGCUGAUCGACAUCAUACUGAAGGUUUUGAAACGUAACCCUCAGCUCCAUUACUACCAGGGCUACCAUGACGUGGCCGUCACUCUCCUGCUGGUUGUUGGGGAGCGAAUGGCCUUUGCCAUGUUGGACACACUCUCCAAUUAUCACCUCAGGGAUUUCAUGGAUCCUACCAUGGACAGUACUAAACACAUUCUAAACUACCUGAUGCCUAUACUGGAGCAAGUCGAUGCAGAGCUGCAUGACUUCAUGAUCAGAGCGGAGGUGGGAACCAUCUUUGCACUGUCCUGGCUCAUCACAUGGUACGGCCACGUCCUGUCCGAGUUCAAACACACACUCAGACUCUACGACUUCUUCCUGGCGUCACACCCUCUGAUGCCCAUCUACCUGGCUGCCACGAUUGUGUUGCACAGAGAGAAGGCGGUGAAGCAGACUGAGUGCGACAUGGCCAUGGUCCACCACCUCCUGUCGCGCAUCCCUCAGGACCUCCCAUACGAACUUCUGAUCCCUCGGUCGCAGGAACUUUUCAGCCAGUACCCGCCAUCAUUACUGGCCAAGCGGGCAGCACUGCAAUCUCGCAAGAGUCUGUCCAUCAGCACCUUCCAAGCGUUUCAGCUCUCGACUCUGCACCAGAGGCCAGACUCUGUUCUCCAACGCCUCACCAGGGCCCAGGGCUCCUCCACCUCCAGACAAGCCUCUCAACACUCAGGCAUGGAAGCAGCUUUACCCCGGGACCGAGGCCAGCUGUGGGGGACUGGGAACAGGAUGGUGAAGAUGGCAGUGUGGGGGCUGUCUGCCACGCUCGGGGCGGCUGUGUUCGCUGUGGCUCAGACGGCCAUGGACUGGGGACCUGAGGUGUUGCUGCAGCUGUUCUGACUGUUAGACACACACAGAGUGACACGUGGUGACAGCGGACACAUGCUGCUCUCAUGAUGGAUCAACAGCAUACAUACAUACACAGAAGACUUUAGGCUCCUCAGAGGGGACGGUAGAGAGAAGCAGGAGGAGGUCAGUUAUCUUGGUGCUGAACAGGUUGUUGCUUCUCAACCACAAUGAACAUAUGCUAACCACUAGUCAGCCUCAGGCUGUGUGUGCAUGUGUGUGAGCGGGUGUAUGCUUUAAUGUGUUUCUGUGCAUCAUGCCAGACCUUAUACCAAACGUCGGCCCGGCACACGCGAAGGCGAAGGGGCCAGAGGAGUAAGGAAGCUCCAGGAACUGACUGUUAACGUUUCUUUGUGGAAGGUCACUAAGACAACGAUAAGGAACUUUGGAGAAAAAUGCAAAAGUACCAAAACAAAUACAAAAUGACUACAAGAGACACAAAACAAAACAAAAAAAACGACCUCAAAGAUGCCAAAUGUCUACAAAAAGAAGCAAUACAACCUCAAAGAGAUGCAAAACGACUUAAAUGAUGCAAAAAUACACAAAGACAUAUAUAACGUCUACAAAGAGAUGCAACAUGAUCUUAAAGAGAUAGAAAUGAGAAUAAAGGGGUUCAAAAGAACUACAAAGAGAUACAACUUCAAAAAGACAUAAAAUGAUACCAAAAAAAAGAAAUGACCACAGACACAGAACAAAAAUCAGACAUGCUGGUGUUUCUUCGACGUAGGAAUCGGAGGAGUUCUUUUACGUGAUUGUGCCCGUGGGCCCGUUGUCUCAUAAUCCCUCCAUGCACAUGUGACACUAACGCGUCUCGCUCUUUCAGGCUGUUGCUCACAUGCCGCCACUAUUGCAACAUUUUACUCGCGUCUCUGUGUAUUUCCUGUUUGCUGAUUAUCUAUCCGAUAACUCAUUUUUAGACCAUCACUCUUGUUUUGUUGCGUUGCUGUUGAAAGUGUUUUAGCGCGCCUGUGUGAAUAGAGCUGCUAGCACAAUGACACACGACUGCAAAUAAUUAAAGAGCAGCGUUUUUCCGCCGAAAGCUUCCAGUUAUGAACAAAGAAUGAGAGAGAGAGAGGGAGAUAUGUUUUGCCUGUGAGCUUUUUAUUAAUUGCUUAACUCCAGGUGUCAUUGAGUUACAUUUACAAUAAUUUUUGACACACAAAACGAGCUGUUGCUGCCCGAAACAUGAACACCACCCACAGUUUAGCCUGCAGCGCAAAAUACAAGCAGUGGGUCUUUUGCAGAUCCAUUUUUUUCGGGAGGAAAACCAUAUAUUUAAAGUGAUUUUUAUAUUUUCCAAAGCAGUUUUCUUGUCGUCUGGCCCACCACUGCUGAAAGAAUACGGGGGGAAGACACCACUACUUUUACAUCUUUAAAAUAUUUAGUAGGUUUGCGCUAACAUCCACCCUGAACAGCCGGCAACAGAGCUACACUACAUAGACUCAGUUCUUCCUCAACAUCAUGUUUCUCUUCCAAAUUCAACUGCUUUGCUCUUAAACGAUUUACAAUUUGAGGACAGUACAAGUAAUUAUUUUAACAUAAUUUUUGUAUUAGUGGAAGAAGUUGAAUACGUGCAUCUCUUCAAAAAACACCACCCACACACUCACUGUAGAUAUUGUUGGACCAGAUGUAAUCACAGAGUUUCAUAACCUAAAAAGUGAUUAUUAAUAAUACAGGUGAGGUACAUACAUGCGUACAGAGCACUGGGGCUCCUCCGAACAGCAACGCAUGCUCUGGUUGUUGACUUAUGCUCUGAAAUAUUUAGCAGCUUUUAGUAGCAUGUAGCCGAGCUGCUGCAUUUGUUAACACAGUUUCACUGGAGUCACAACACUCAGCUUCCUGCACUUCCUCUGUUGUCAGAGAUAAAAGUGUCCGAUCUUUACACCGUCUGUCCUGUUGACUUCACUUGCUACCGAGCAUCUGUAGAGUCGGGUGUGUGCAAAAUGACAGUGGACGGAGGAGGAGCAGAUCAAGAGCAAACAAAAGGAGAAAAUGAAGACGAGGAAAUGAAUUGGAAAGACUUUUUAACGAUAUGAAUCUUGAGUGUCAUUUUAUUAGAUAGUCAAAAAUGGUUAACAGUUGUUGGUGUUUAAGUCACUAAUUCAAAUCACGGUUAUAACUCAUACUGUGAGGACCUGGUUUGAGUCACAUUACAGUGACGAAAACCAGGUCCCCAUAACGUACAUUAUUAAAAAUGUAAAGUUGAAGGUUAGGGUUGUAGUUAUGGUAAGAGCAAGUCUCAGGGUAAUGAAUGUAGGUGUGUGGUGUGUGUGUGUGUGUGUGUGUGUGUGUGUGUGUGUGUGUGUGUGUGUGUGUGUGUGUGUGUGUGUGUGUGUGUGUGUGUGUGUGUGUGUGUGUGUGUGUGUGUGUGUGUGUGUGUGUGUGUGUGUGUGUUAGCUUGACUACAAUUCUUCAUUAGCUUUCUGGGCAUAUUCUGUGUUUUUAUUUGUUCAUGGUUUUGAUUCACUCUGUGCCUCUUUAUUAUCUGUCAAAAGUCAAAAUAUUUUUUUCAAGAACAACAAUCUAAUUGGUUAUUUAUUAAAUGGGUACGUAAUUGAAUUGUAUGAAUGAAAUCUGAGGGUUUUUAACUUUAAAAGUGAAAUUAUUUUGCAUGUAAGAAUCGGACUAGACCUUAAAGGAAUAAUUGCCAAACUGUCCCUUUUUUAAAUGUUUUGCUUGUGUGCCAGUUAAUUUUGUAGAUUCAUAUUAUAAACAAAUGGCUUUGCAAAGGGAACAUGUUCAGUUCUUAUGGUGAAUGGUUGGCCUUGAUUUGUUUUAAACAAACAGCUCAUUCUGAAGUGCAGUUUGUUCUGUCACCACUUGCUGAACUUUCAAUUGUAUGCAAUUGUGCAUCUGUAAUAAUGCCUGGUUACCUGUGAGUCAUAUAACAUUGCUUUAUCGAUCUGAGGCAUUUUGCAUGUUUUCUAUUAGUCGCCUAAAUCAUAAAUGUGCAGGAAUAAAACCCUGUUGAUCAGGUUGUGUGAUCUUCAACACAGCCCUAGAUGCUACUGUGUAGUCAUAUCUGUACCAUGUGCGCACACGUACUGGGAGAGUGUGGUGGUGCCAGAUCCUAAUGAGGGUUUAAUUCCUGCCGCCGGCUCUUGGCGCGCUUAAGACACUUUCUCCUCAUCUUUUUUUUUCUUCACAUUCGCAUUCAAACACCUAUAGAACAGCACCUGCACUGGCCUCAGCCUGGCAGCUGCCUUCGAUGAAAAAUGAUUGAAGCAUGUUUCUCAGUUUGAGCGAAACCAAAAUGCAAAAGUUGCUCCAGGUGUCGAAUCCCUCUCCAAAGUAUAUAUUUAUUGAUGCAAGUUUCAAGGUCAUAAAAUCAGUGUGAGCUGUAUUUUAGGAGAAGUAAACAACAUUUUAUCUGACUAUUGCAAGAAAGUCGUAUAGGGGGUUUCUUUUUUGCAAUUUGACCAGAUCUCGUCAGUUUUGUGUUGAUUAUAAAAGAAGAGACGCCUUUUGGAGUCAUAUAAAGAGCUGACCUCUUAUAAAGAGCCCCUGAGAACCUAUGUGUUGAUCCCCUGAUGACUUUCUUUCCUCCCCUCAGGUCCAAAAUCUCCCAAAAGACUCGAUCACACCAAAUCUUUUUUUACAAAUACAAAAUGCAAAUUUCAAGCUGUUAACUGUGUGUGUAUAUAUGAUUGCUUUGGGCAUUUUCUUGCAUGUUUUGAUGAUGGUUACAAAGAGAUACACAUCGUAUGGUUGAACAUGUCGGGUUCUUUGCACCUUAAUUAUUAUUAUAUUGAAAUGUGUGUUCUACAUGUAAGUGAAUCCUCUUUCUGUUUAUGAAGUAGAACGGUGAAUAAAUGGCAAAGGAAACACUUCA